Messenger RNA from Dentiscutata erythropus, 179 nucleotides. NCBI's taxonomy places the organism in Eukaryota, Fungi, Glomeromycota, Glomeromycetes, Diversisporales, Gigasporaceae. The record is from the annotation of a GenBank genome assembly.
UAAAUGAAACGUAUCAAGGAUACCCUGUUGUAUCUCUUAACAAAGGCACUGUCAUAAAAUUAAAUUCUUUGGGUAUUUAUGAUCAUAAUUUUCGUAACAAGAGAAGAUGUGGAAUUGAUCAAAAUUCUAGUUAUCCAAGUUCAUAUGGAUUUUUGGUCAAUAGCGAUUUAGGCUCGUGA